GUAGAGUAGCUUAUACUGGGAGAGGUCGGGAAGCAAGUCAGAGAACAGACACUCUCUCUCUCCUUGAGUUGAUAAUGGCUGACCUGGAGAGUGUUCUGGCUGAUGUGUCUUACCUAAUGACGAUAGAGAAGUCCCGCAAUCCUGGAGCAAAGACUUUAAAGAAGAUAGUCCUGCCUGACAACAGUGUCCAUGACGUGGUCCACAAGUGGCUCUCGUUCAAGAAUGAGCUCAACUUUCACAGAAUACACAAGCAAAGAAUGGGUACUUAUUUUCUUGAGAAGUUCAUUCCCCCAUUGUGUGUUACUUAUUCAUUCCUAAAGGCGAUUCUUGAUUACGAGAAGACGUCCUCCAUUGUUAGUAGACAAAAGAAAGCUAAACAGAUUUAUGAUAAAUACAUUUAUGCUGACAUGCUGGCAAUGUCCUCAAAAAUUCCUAAAGAAAUUACGGAUAAAGUGACAGUAUCGUUAAAAGCAAAUGAAGUUUCAACAAAAUUAUAUGGGGAGAUUAAAGAGUAUCUUUAUGACGAGUUGACUGGUCUAUACAUGAAGGACUUCAUUCACAGCUCCCAUUAUGUUCGUUACUGUCAAUGGAAAUACAUUGAACUAUCAGUCCCUCACACAAUAAGUUUAAGUGAUUUCAAUGUUCAUCGUAUCAUUGGUAGAGGAGGUUUUGGUGAAGUGUUUGGUUGCCGGAAAGAUGAUUCUGGGAAAAUGUUUGCUAUGAAACUGCUCGACAAGAAGAGGAUUAAAGUGAAGAGAGGAGAACUGCUAGCACUGAAUGAAAGGAAUAUGCUGGCAAAAGUCAACAGUCCAUUUGUUGUUAAUCUUUAUUAUGCCUUUCAGACUCCAGAGAAGUUGUGCUUCAUUCUUGAUCUAAUGAAUGGAGGUGAUCUUCAUUAUCAUUUGACUCAACAUGGAGUAUUCAACGAAGCAGAAGUUCGGUUUUAUGCAGCUGAACUAAUUCUGGCACUUGAGCACAUUCAUUCUCAGCUGAUAGUCUAUCGGGACCUUAAACCCUCUAAUGUCCUGUUGGAUGAGGCCGGGCACAUAAGGUUAUCUGAUCUUGGACUGGCUUGUGAGUUCUCUGAUCGGAAACCUUCUUCCUGUGUUGGUACCCACGGGUAUAUGGCCCCGGAGGUUAUUCAAAAAGGAGUUCAUUAUGAUAAAAGUGCUGAUUGGUUCUCUCUUGGUUGUGUCCUUUAUAAGCUCCUCCGUGGUCACAGCCCCUUCAGGUCACAGAAUAAAGAUGAAGUGGAUCAGAUCACACUCACAAAGGAGGUUACUAUGCCUAGCUCAUUCUCUCCUGGUGUCUCUCAAUUAUUAACUGGACUGCUGGAAAAGGACCCUACUAAAAGACUGGGCUGCCUGGAUACAGGGGUUGAUGCUAUUAAAGAGUUACCGUUCUUUUCUGAUCUCAACUGGGACGAUGUGAUGGAGAAAAAGUAUGCCCCGCCCCUAAUCCCACCCAGAGGUGAGGUGAAUGCAGCUGAUGCUUUUGAUAUUGGCUCCUUUGACUCUGACGAGACAAGAGGAGUUAAAUUAAAUGAUGAAGAUCAGAAGAUGUACAGUCGAUUUAAUGUGGUGGUAUCUGACAGGUGGCAGGCAGAAAUGAUGGAGAGUGUGUUUGACUCAGUGAAUCAAGAUAAGGAGAAGCAAGAAGGAAAGGAGCGAUCAAAAAGCAAAAAUGGAAUAUUACCAUUCUACACUGCUGAUGGAUCCUUCACUGAUGACUCUCUCCUCCAGGGCUAUGGGAGCAAGCAAUCAACAGCUGCCAUGUUCACCCACUGGCAAAGGAAGUAUUUUAAACUCUAUCCAAACAGGUUGGACAUUGGAGACAGUUUUACUUCGAUGAGCAAAGGUUUGGUCUCAAUAAGUUUCACGGAGUCUUCAAUUUUAGUCGAAUCAAAACAGAUCAAAGGAACGGACAUCAUAAGACUCCAACCAAUAGGAACAAGGAGAGAGACAUGUAUAAAGUUUGAGUCACAGCUGGAGCACCAGAUGUGGUUCCGGUUCCUCAGAGAUGCUAUACACAAACACGACUCCACGAAGGACCCAAGUGGCCCCAUAGCACUGGAAGAUGGAGGACUCAUUCAGAGGAGACAGAUAUCGGACAGUCCAGCAAGAAGGGCACGGGAACUUGGAUACACCAGGAGUGUCCCCAUUCUAUAGGUCGUUGCUCAAACCAAACCCAUCCAUAAUCACAAUGAAUGUGGGAAGCCACACCUCUUUAUUGUAGUUCAGACCGUUUUUAUAUUGUGUAGUGACCUGGUCAAUAUUAAUUUUUAUUAUUAAUUAUUAUUAUUAUUGUUUUCGUUAAUUUCACAUACACUUUUUCAUGUUAUUUUUAACCGUAUUUCAGCACUAUUAUGAACGAUUGUUAUUCUUAUUUUGUUCUUAUGUCCUGUAUUCUGUGG
Molecule: messenger RNA, 2413 nt
Organism: Amphimedon queenslandica
Lineage: Eukaryota; Metazoa; Porifera; Demospongiae; Haplosclerida; Niphatidae
Product: beta-adrenergic receptor kinase 1
Exons: 23
Coding region: 75-2168 (697 amino acids)
Biological process (GO): regulation of signal transduction; protein phosphorylation; G protein-coupled receptor signaling pathway
Molecular function (GO): G protein-coupled receptor binding; ATP binding; G protein-coupled receptor kinase activity
Source: RefSeq, a predicted model, not a curated record